Lactuca sativa (garden lettuce) is the source of this 1826-nucleotide messenger RNA. RefSeq lists its product as uncharacterized. The record is from RefSeq and is a predicted model, not a curated record. NCBI's taxonomy places the organism in Eukaryota, Viridiplantae, Streptophyta, Magnoliopsida, Asterales, Asteraceae.
CUGCCUUAAACCCUAGCCCUUUCCCUUUCUCCUUCCGUCAAACCCCAAAACCCCAAAACCUAUCCCCAAAACAUGGCUCUAGUCGAUCCCCAAAACCCCAUCAAGCAACAGACCUUGAAGUUCUUCACAAGCGAUGAAUACGAGCUAGCAGUUAACCAAUCGAUCCAGAGCCUCUUAGACUCGCUUCAAAACCCUAGCUCUGAUUUAUCUGCCUUUACCUCGACAUUUCUCGAAUUAAUGCAAGCUAAACCUAUCCCACUUCUCGAAAGUAUCUGGAUUUUUUCGGGUUUAACUUUUCAUCCAAAAAUUUCUUCAAAAGAUGAUAUCUUGGAUCAAAUUCUAGCUGUGAAGGAUCUUUUUCAAUCAAUAACAGCUUGUUCGGCUUCAUGUAGUUCUUCAACCUGUAUCGCCUUAAUUGCUCCUAUCAUUUUCAAAUUGUAUACAGUAGUUGUGGAUUCGAAGAGAAAAGUAGUAGAUUCUAAGCGAGGAAAGAAAGCAAGGAGAGAAAUUAGUAAAUUUCUCGAUGUAAUUUUGGGGUACUUUAACGUGUGUUCUGACGGAUCAAACAGUGACGAGGAUUCUGCUCUAGUUAGGCCGAUAAUCGACCUGGUUUCGAUUUGGGUGCAUGGUGAAGCUACUGAAAAUCGAUUGAAGCAGUUUUUCCCACUUUUAGGUGAUGAAAUUAUAAAUUGGGUUACAGAUGAAAGUAGCUGUGUUAUUGAAUUGCUGGCUGGAGCUGUGAUUUUGGAGUCUUUUAUGUUGAAAUUAUGUUUGAAAAUAAGUGAAGGGAUUUCAAAAGAGGAGGUGCAGAAUGAGUUGAGGACUUGGGCUGUUUGUUCCAUAACUGGAUUUCAUAGCUUUUACUUCUUCGAUAUGCUCAUUAAGAUGCUGCUGGAACCAAAUUUGACAGUGACAUCCUUAUUGAGUGCUGAAGACGACUCAUUUUUGAGGAAACUGUUAUAUGAUGUUGUUAUAUUACCUGACUAUUCAUUCCUCCAUAUACACAAAGUAAACCAUCUUCCUAUUAACCACAUAAAGAAUAACAUUUUGGCAAGAAUUAUGGUGUCCCAUGAAGCCAUUGAGUUAUUUAGGAAAAACAAGGAUCAUUCAAAGGCUAUUUCUUAUACGAAUGCAUUCUCGGGUUCUCAUUUACCUACACUUAUUACUAAAUUGGCUACAAGUGAGCUUGGCAACCAUGGAAGAACAAGUCAACCUAAGGGAUCAUCACCUAUGGCUUUUCUAAAGUGGAUGCUUGAACUCGAGGGUCAAGGUUUGAGUUUUUGUGAUGGUUUCAUGUCAAAGCAUCGGGAAAAAUUAGUCCUUUACAGUUCAAGGUCAGACUUUGGUCAACCCUCAUAUAAGGGAGAUGAAGGGAAGACGGAUGAAGAUCUAGAGUUCUUCAUUGAUAAUAAGGGGAAUGAUGAAAAUGAAGAAGAAAAGAUUGAUGAUUCCAUGAACGAUGUGUUUGUUGCUGCUGCACAUGCUAUGCGAUCUGAUGCAAAUGGAAGUGGGAAGAAACGAAAAGAAAUAAGUGUUGAAAAGAAGAAAGAUGGAGUUAAGUUUCAAAGGCAGAACCUUGUCCUUGUGGAUCAUUCUGGUGAAAAUAGCAGCUUAUCUGAGAAAGAAGAUGAUUCAGAGAGUGCAAGUGAAGUGGAAGAUCCUGAUUCUGAUUCUGAUGAGUGAUGAAGAUGACUUGGAGUAAAUGAGUUCAUCUUGAAAGUUCCAAUUUUGCCCCUUUUUGGUUAAUGUAUUAGAGUCCAAGUAUUUGUAACCUUUUUCUUCAUGUAUCUGGUUGUAGGGGUAUAAUAGUUUUUUGUUUUUUUUUC